Messenger RNA from Momordica charantia (bitter melon), 861 nucleotides. Its product is annotated as cucumber peeling cupredoxin. Gene Ontology annotation, molecular function: electron transfer activity. NCBI's taxonomy places the organism in Eukaryota, Viridiplantae, Streptophyta, Magnoliopsida, Cucurbitales, Cucurbitaceae. The record is from RefSeq and is a predicted model, not a curated record. Gene Ontology annotation, cellular component: plasma membrane.
UUAUCUUCUCACUUUUCCACAAGUUCUUCUCUAUACAUUAGGAGAGAGCGUGGAGAAGAAGGGGAAUUCAAUCAAUAAAUAGGGUAACUAAAUUUUGAUUUUUUAUCCAUAGUAAUAAUAAUUUACAGAAAUAUGGCCGGCGCCGGAGUUGCUCUCGUUUUGUGUUUCGUUGCGGCGGUUUUUGUCCAACAUUCCGCCGCCGAGAAGGUGCAUGUCGUCGGAGACGCCACCGGUUGGAAGGUUCCGGACGCCCCAACUUUCUACUCCGACUGGGCUGCCAAGAACACCUUUGCCAUUGGCGAUUCUCUGACAUUUAACUUUGCCGCAAACCAGCACGACGUACUUGAAAUAACAAAAGAGUCGUUUGAGGCAUGCGGUUCCGAAGACGACGCGCUUGACAAAGUGAUGACAACGAGUCCGGUGACGGUGAAGCUCACCAAAGCUGGCGAUCAUUAUUUCAUGUGUACCGUCGGUAAGCACUGCCUGGCAGGCCAAAAGUUAUCCGUCACCGUUGGCGCCGGCGGUGCUUCAAAAACUUCUCCAAAUGCCAUCGCUCCUUCUCCAGCCAACGACAGCGCCGCCGCUGCUCCAGCUCUGGCUAAAUCGCCGUCGUCUUCGUCGACGCCAGCUAACGCCAGCGGAUCUGAUCAAUCGGCUCCGGCACCAGCAGCUUCCUCCUCCUCUGCAGUGAUGGCAAGCAUUUUUGUCACUUUGUCCGCCAUUGUUAUGAGCUUCUUUUAAUUUGGAACUGGAUUUAUGAAGGGAGGGUGAGUGAUGGAUGAAAGAUUUAUCAGUUGUAUUCCAAACAAUUAUUUCAUUAUUUUUAACUAUGUCAUAAUCAAAUGUUAAAUUUUCUAUUUA